Molecule: messenger RNA, 433 nt
Organism: Gracilinanus agilis (Agile Gracile Mouse Opossum)
Lineage: Eukaryota; Metazoa; Chordata; Mammalia; Didelphimorphia; Didelphidae
Gene: TMEM100
Product: transmembrane protein 100
Exons: 1
Coding region: 1-405 (134 amino acids)
Biological process (GO): cellular response to BMP stimulus
Source: RefSeq, a predicted model, not a curated record
AUGACUGAAGAGAUCUUUAAGGAGAUCUUGGGAACACCAAAGAGUCCAGAACCUGUAAGAAUGGAGAAGAGCAAUAACAACGAGUAUGUGGUCACUGCGAUUCCCCUGGUCAGUGAGGUCCAGCUGACCGCGGCCACAGGGGGAGCUGAGCUCUCCUGUUACCGCUGCAUCAUCCCAUUUGCCAUCGUGGUUCUGAUUGCAGGCGUGGUGGUCACGGCUGUAGCCUACAGUUUCAAUUCUCAUGGAUCCAUCAUCUCCAUUUUGGGGCUUGUCCUACUGUCAUCUGGACUCCUCUUGUUAGCUUCCAGUGCCUUGUGCUGGAAGGUAAGGCAGAGGAGCAAGAAAUCGAAAAGACGAGAAAGUCAGACUGUUCUGGUGGCAAAUCAGAGGAGCCUGUUUGCUUAAAAAAAAAUUGGAUCAAACAGAAAUUGGA